AUGUUUGGCGAGAUCGAUUACUCUUUGCCCAAUCCACAUGGCUUAUCAUCGCAAAUUUCAUCUCGGUUUUUACCAAGUCCAUCAUUGUUUGAUACAUCUCAACAAUCUUAUUAUUCGCCGAAUUUCUUUUGGAGUUAUUAUUCUAUUGAUUUAUUUAAUAGCAAUCUAAAUAAUAUGCCAUCAUUUAUCAACAACGAAACAACAUAUCUUAACGCAAAUUUAUCAACAAAUAUAUCUAUCAAUUCCCAACAAAGCUCAUCUCCAGAUGAUGAAGCACCUGAUCAUUUGCUUUACAUUAUUAUCCCACUUUAUUCAAUUGUUUUUGUUAUUGGUACCAUUGGUAAUAUUCUAGUUAUAUUAACUGUUGUAACAGUUAAACAAAUGCGUAAUACAACAAAUGCACUUAUUUUACAUCUAGCUAUUGCAAACUUAUCCUUUGUACUAAUGUGUAUACCUCAUACAAUAUACUUAUAUGUUGUUCAUUCAUAUUAUUUUCCAAAACUUCUAUGUAAAAUAGCGAAUACAUUAAUGUAUUUGAGUGCAUAUGUUAGUAUAUAUAUUCUUGUUUUGAUGUCAAUCGAUCGAUUUCUCGGUGUCGUCUUUGCUGUUAAAUCAACAAAAUAUCGAACUGAACGUAAUGCACAUUUGGCAGUUGUUGUUGUUUGGUUACUUGGUAUUAUUUUUGCUUCACCAAAUAUGAUCUAUUAUGAUGUAUUACUUGUUGAUUCAACCAAAGACGUUUGGAUAUGUUUAUUUCGUGACGAUAGCUCACUAUUAAACACGACUCGACGUGUUACAGCGUAUAUAUUCGCUGUAUUUGGUUUAAUUGUACCAUUAAUCAUCAUUGCUAUUCUUUAUGGUCUUAUUAUAAAAGUUUUACGUGAAAAUUCAACUGGUAAACAAGUAGCUAAAGGUAAAAAACGUGUAACAAAAAUGAUUUCAGCUGUUAUAUCAUCAUUUGUUAUAUGUUGGACACCGAUGCAAAUAUAUCUAUUAUAUACACAUCACAAUCAAGUAACAAUAUUAUUUGCUAUUGUUUCACAAAGUCUUGUUUAUAUAUCGGCAUGUGUUAAUCCAAUAUUAUAUGCGUUUUUAUCUGAACCAUUUCGUAAAGCAUUUCAACAAUUUUUAACUUGUUCAAAAUUGAUUUCAAAUCAUUUAUUUUCACAUCAUGAAAACGAAACAAAUAUCGCGGGUAGAAGCUCAUCAUAUCGUACUAUACAAUGUCAUUCGGUGUCAAACAUUUCACCGAUGAUAUUAAAUGAAGAUAUUAAAAUAAAAACGAAACCUAUAAUUAACCAUAACUACAAAAUGAUGGAUUUAAGUUCAGCUGUAACAACCACAACACAAAUAUCUGAAACUGUUAAAUAUGAUCAAUUAUCCAGUGCAAAUAUUUCUACGUAG
Rotaria socialis is the source of this 1404-nucleotide messenger RNA. Lineage: Eukaryota; Metazoa; Rotifera; Eurotatoria; Philodinida; Philodinidae. The record is from the annotation of a GenBank genome assembly.